This is a messenger RNA of Penaeus indicus, 699 nucleotides long. RefSeq names its product larval cuticle protein LCP-17-like. The transcript has 6 exons. Gene Ontology annotation, cellular component: chitin-based extracellular matrix. The coding region runs from base 1 to 699 and encodes 232 amino acids. Gene Ontology annotation, molecular function: structural constituent of chitin-based larval cuticle. Lineage: Eukaryota; Metazoa; Arthropoda; Malacostraca; Decapoda; Penaeidae. The record is from RefSeq and is a predicted model, not a curated record.
AUGAAAUUCGCGAUCUUUGCCUGUGUGGCCGCCGUGGCCGUCGCCGCACCCCACCGCGAUCAGUCCGCUGAAGUGAUCGAGUUCAUUCCUAUCCUGAGGGACGAUCGCGUCCACGAGGACGACGGAAGGUACAACCUGGACGUAGAGACUGCCAACGGAAUCUCCAUGUCCCAAUCAGGCUCUCCUGACGGUCCAGACGGCGCCAUCGUCAAAGCAGGCCAAUACUCUUACACCGCACCUGACGGUUCUCUGAUCGAGAUCAAGUUCGUGGCCAACGAGAACGGUUUCCAGCCCCAGGGCGCCCACCUACCUGUGGCUCCCGAGUUCCCCCACCCUAUCCCUCAGUUCGUCCUGGACCAGAUCGCCUUCGCCGCCGAGGAAGACGCCGCCCGUGAACGUGCUGAGGCUCAGGCUUCCGCCCCCGCGCCCACCAGGCUGUACGGCCAACCUCACAUUUACAAAGAUAUUCUCACCAAAAGCAUUAUCUCUGUGGUUGAUGUUCUCAGUGAACAGAUCUCCAAAUUAAGAAAUCCAGUAAUUUUAGAUCUCGACCCGGAACAAAUUCGCACAAAAGCUUUCUCUUCAAAAAUCUUUCAGAAUGAACGUCUUGACAAACAUGCUAAAAGUCCCCGAAAAUUCAGGCACGGGAUCAUCCCGAAAUUUAGGAAAACACGCAUGAGGUGCCUCGUUACAGCAUGA